Drosophila hydei is the source of this 7790-nucleotide messenger RNA. It is a transcript of the gene Epg5, whose product is annotated as ectopic P granules protein 5 homolog. Lineage: Eukaryota; Metazoa; Arthropoda; Insecta; Diptera; Drosophilidae. Gene Ontology annotation, biological process: autophagosome maturation. The record is from RefSeq and is a predicted model, not a curated record. Bases 278 to 7726 code for a protein of 2482 amino acids. Gene Ontology annotation, cellular component: cytoplasm. The transcript has 16 exons.
ACAACUUUAAGAAUAGUCAAAACAAACUGCAACGUUUAGAUAUCAUAUGCAAUGCAAGUCAACUUUACCGGUAUCAAACAGUGUCUAAAGCUAAAUUAUUAUGCAAAUGUUUUUAAAUUGAAAACAUAGCUAAAAAAUUUGUGCUCACCACUGAGAAUAACAAUCAGAUAGUUGUAGGGGGUUUUAUUGUUAGAGGCGCAACGAAAUGCAAAACACGCAAAAGUUCUUCGUCAGAGCAAGUUGAGCGAAUACAUACGUAUAUAAUUCUUUAUUAAAAAUGGCUACUUUGGCAAAGCCAAAAAAAACCAAAGCUAAAAGGCAAAGGCCAAUCCACGAUCACACACAAACGAAUGAAGAAGAAGAGGAAGAAGAUAUUCGUCAGUUAUCAACAAGUAUAGUCCACGAACAAAGACAGCUAGAAAAUGCGUCGCUACUGGAGGAAUUCGAGCGUGUAGCUGCAUUGGCCAGCAGCGGCCACAGCAAAGCCGAAGACAUUAUUAGUCACGACUGUUGCAUAUCAAGUGAUAUAGUGCCCCAUGAGAUGACAAUACCAACGACGACAACUAAUACCCAAGCGUCGCAAGUAAUAGAGGAAGAACCGGGGCCAAUGCCUAGUGCACCAUGCGCACCCAUCGCACCAGUGAUCAAUGCUCCAAUAGUGCAAUACCCCAAUCUGCAGCCGAUACGGAUUAGCAAUGCGCUCAUCGAGGAGCAGAAAACGCCGAUUGUUUACAAGGAGCGAGUGGCGCGGUCACCGGGCUUUGCGCUGGCUAGCAGCCGUCUGAAACCGUUUACCAGCGAGCAGCUUAGACAAAUCUAUAAAUGCAGCGAUUUGGAGCUGGUCAAGCAAUUUGAAUUAGAUUUUUUAAUGAACACACUGCUCGAAUCGAGUGAAACAGAUCCGCUCCAUGUUGCACUCCAGGAGUAUUACGAGCUGCAAGGCAAGCUCUCAUCCAAUCUGCACGACAUCAAGGACAAGCGCAAGGAUUGUCUCGAUACGCAACAGCUAGUCUGGACACGGGAGUCAGUGACGCGCACGUUUAGCGCCAGCUGCGGCGACGGCAACGUUGUCCGGGAAAGCGUGACCUUUGAUCGCAUCAAAGUUGAUCCCAUUAAGUUGGAAUCUGCCACAGCGGCAUUGACAGUGCUCUACGAUCUGGUCUGUCAUACAUACACCACCAAUCUGAUAACAGCGAAGUUAACUAAAGUGAAGAUCGAUCAACUUAUCAAUGACUUGAUUGCGUAUCCUCAUAUAAAUGAACACGCAUCAAUCGUGCUGCACAACCAAUUGGAUGCAACUGCUCUGCAGUGUGUAGCCCAACUAAGACGUGGGAUUUGCAUCCUCUUUAACUUUGCACGGCGACCCAGCCCAAAUGCGAAUUUCGAUGCUGACCUUAAGCUUUGGCUACGCAAGCUGAUUGCCCUACAAUUGCUUCUGGCCACCAAGGAGGAUCAUUGGUUUUUGCUCUUUAAUAUCUUGCGUUGCCCAAACGGCGUUGGCGCCUGGGCAGCAGAAUUCCUGCAGCUACCAGGCAUGGUUCAAGCAAGCCCAAAGCCUAUGGGCACACAGCCCAAUGAACUCCCUCUGCCACUAAAUUCACCAGAAAUCAAUCAUUGCAUCGUGGUGCUGCAAAUACUUUUGCUUCCCAUCAAAAAGCGCAACGAUUAUCUUAAGAGCCAGGUACAAGCGCAGCGGGACCUCUCGCAACUAACUGGUGACGUUGAGCGUUGGACAGUGGUGGACUCGGAUGGCGAGGACACACUCACACCAACGGGCGAAUGUGUGGGCCUCAAGGAGACCGAUCUGAUAGCCCUACUCAAUCAGUUGCCUUUCGAUAAGCUCUUCACCUCUGCCUUGUGCAUCGAGAAGUUCCUAGAUGACUACAUCAUUGAACCAGAUAUGAUAACGCCCCAGCAGAUGCUCACUGUGGUGGCCUUUUUUGCACAACUAGUCGAGACACUGGGCGAGGGCAUGCUGACAUAUAACAACGAGCGCUACAAGCAGCUGGCCAAGCGUCUGGGACGCCUGAUUCGCCACUCGCUGCAAUAUGUUUCCGAUUACCACGAGCUCUUCCUGAGCAACAAUCUGACCAAGCCCGAAGAGCUCUGUGAACGCAUCGAGUUGGAAAUACAGGCUCUACUUAUACGCGCAUGCAGCUACAUAUAUCGCUCACGCAAUUUGGGCACCUGGCAAUACUUCUCCACAUUGCCUUAUACUACGCUUCAUGCGGAUAUUAUUUGGCAUUUGUUUUACUAUCUCAAUGUUGGCUUUCCCAGCGAUUUGACUACCCAACUGUCGGCUGAUCCGGAGUCAAUAUUUCAGAUGGAUUUCUGGAGCAAAUUCGAUAUAGCUAAUGCAGAUGUUUCCGCCGAGGAUAUGUACUAUCUGUUGCAGGCCUUUUUCGAGAUGGCCAAUGCACGUGAUCGCACGAAAGACUGGCCCAUAAUCCGCAUCAUUUGCUUGACCAUUUUCCAGAUUGGCUUUAUUCAUCAAACCACUCGCGAGUUCUGCUACAAAACCGCACGAGAUAUGUUGGUCAAUAUUACUCUGGCUUAUGAGGAGCUACUGGAUUGCGUGUUGCUGCAACUGAAGACGCGCUUUUCUGAGGUCGAUCAGACAGCAUAUCUAUUCAAAGCCCUGCCUUUGGAAAACUGGCACCCAAACAUGGACAGUUUUGAGCUACUGUCUAACUGGCUACUUCACUUUGAUUACCAAACAGCUGAAAACCAAUUGGCGCGCCUGAUCAUUGGCCAUCUCAACUGGGGUUUUGAUGACGAGGGUCGUCUUUAUUUGCCGCACAAUAUUCACGUACGCAUGGCUUGUCUCGUGGCUGAAGCCAUAACUAAGCAUGCGCCGGAAGUAAUUGGUGCCUCGAGCAUCUCGGAGAGCGUGCGGCAGGUCUCCUCACUGAUCGACUCGAGCCAAUCCAGUCGAGAGCAGUUUACUAACUGGUGCUGGCGCAUGAUCUCUAUGUUGCAUCUGCAUCUGAUGGAUCAGAGUGUCGAGUCUGUUAAGCGCACGCUACAGCAUCCCACGGAGCCGCUGCUCUUUGUGCCGGACCUGGAACGUUUGGAUAUGAUUUGGCAAGGCGUUACCGAGCAGCGUCCACUGGCAUUUUAUGUCGGGGUGUUGGUGAGCCUACAUGGCCACUCAAUACCUGUUAUAUGCCAGCAUGGCUUUGACCUGCUCCAACAGUUGCUCAACGAUCAUAGACAUGCGGCGGUCAUACGCAGCCUCGAGCUGAUUGUGCCGCUCUUCCUCGAAACCCCCGACACGCUAGCAAAUUGCGAAAGUUUUCAGAAACUGAUGCUAACGCUGCUCAAUGCGGACAGGACUUACUUAAAGCUGGCCAAGGAUAUGGUUUAUGCCAAUUCCAUUGGCCCCAUUCUUGAAUUGCUGGAUAAUAUGAUGCAUCACCAGAUUGUGUCUUACACAAGCUAUGGCCUCUGUUCUCCUCUGAAUCUAAUCAAUAUUUGGCUGAAUUGCCUUACUGCAUUACCUGGCUGGGCACAAAAUACGCACGUGCUAUAUCUCCUGGAUAAGAUGCUGCGCAUCGCAUACCAAUUUGCCGAUUGUCGCGCGCAGACUGUCGAGUUCUUUUAUAACUACUACAAGGACUGCAGCGACUGGAAGUUACCAUCAAAAUCCUCUGGACUAAAAUCAUUGUUCGGAGGACAAACCAAUUUGCGUAUACCCAUGAUCUUACCACAGACCUGCUGGUUAAAUCUUAUACUAUUGGAGAUUGAAUUCAGGCUGCAGGAUACUCGCUUUUGGCCAGAACUCCUACGCCAGCUCACCACGCAAACAGUAGAGAUGGCGCUUAAGAAAACUCUAUCGCUCAGCAAGACUACACUCUUUCCAGUGCAGAAUCUGGUCAUUUACAAGUACGCGCAGCUCUUGGCCAGCAUGGAUCCCAGACACGCUCUCUUUCCAAUCGUUUGUCAGAAGUUCUUUGAGCUUUAUCUGUGGCGGCUGCCGGCGGAAUAUACUAGCGAGAAUAUGAAUCUAAACUGUGGUGUGGCUGAAAAGUUUUAUGAGCACAACGUUCCACUGAUGAAGUCUAUCAAGACGCAGCUAAAGUCCGCCGAAGUAUAUUACGCUGCCAUUGCCACCAAGCGCGCCGAGGAUGAUGCAGCAGCGCACAUGUACCGCAGCUGCACCAAACUGAUGCAGAGCUGUGCCCUCUGGCUAGAGGAUACACAGAUUAAUAAGUUUGCCAGCGAUGCCUGUCAGUUGCCAGCACAAUACAACAAUGAGAAGCUGCGCGAGCUACUUAGCGGUCACGUCUCUCACUGGACAGAGUUUCUAAGCGCCAGUGAUCUGCGCAAGGAGCAGCGUCGUCAGGCAGAUCAAUGGUCGGCCAAGAUCUAUCGAGUGCAUCUCCACAAGGUGUUGCGCACGCCAUUGAAGCCGAAGCCGAGGCUGCCACCCGUCCAGCGCCUCAAAAUGCAUUUGGCAACCUAUGACAAACGCCUUCCGCCACCUAACCACAGUCGUCCGGAGCAAAUUGAGAAGCAGCCGAUCGAUGACAGUACGCUUUCCGAGCUAAAGCGUCGCAUACAAACUCUCAACAGCACAGCAAAUAAAUUCCAUUAUAACACGUCGGAGCUCAAUUCGCUCAACCUAAACUAUUUGGAACGCGUGCCAGCAUUGUACCAGAUGGUGCCAUACAACGAACUGCGUAGCAAGGAGUGUGAAUCCUUACUUUUCAAUCGCAAGUGUGUGCGUCCGGCGCAGAUCCAGCUAGUUCCGGAGCAUAUACGUCGCAACGAGCAGAUAGCGAGGAAGCAGGACCAAAACCGAGAACGUCAUGACAAGAUUGUGGAAGAGAUGCUGGCUCUGAAUGUGGACGGCUUUGCUCAGGCCAUCGAAGAGCUGGGUGGCUGCAUACAACAUCUGCUUCAUGAGCAGACCAAGCCUAACAAACGUGCCACGUCGAUUGGCAUAUGCUUUUUCUAUCAUGUUGUAGACAACAUGAACGAUAUAACAAUGAAGUUCCAGCCCACAAACAAAUUCUACUCGCAAGUGCUGCAAGACCUUGGCAUUUUCAUUCAAGCAGAGCAGGCAGAUCAGGGAUUGGAUGUGCUACGCUUGGCCCUGCGAAGAGGUGACCUUGUGGAGCUGCUGGCCGGUGUUUUUGUGCCCUGCCGCACUGACGCCGAACAUUUUUUGGAUAUGUAUGAAUUCCUCAUCGACUCGCAUCUAAAACGCUGCGACACUAAAAUUCUGUUCGUACUUCUGUCUAAGUUUGAUCUGCUCAGCUGGCUGGAGGCAUAUCAGCCAAAGCUAAGCGAAAUUAAUCGGCUGCUAUUGCUGGUGCUACAAGGUCUGGAGUCUUGGUCCCAGCCACACAGUAGCCUUUUGCAGGAUCAAUUCCGCCGGCAAUUGGUUCAUAUAUUUACUUACGAUUUUCCGCAGCAUUACGGUGAGGUCAUGCAGCUGGUGCUCGAUCGCAUAUCGGAUCAAAGGUUGAUGCCGGUGGUGCUGCUUGAUCUGCUUAAUGCGCUCUUAUCACCCGCAAGCUCUUCUCUGACACUGAACAGCUUGGAAAUGCAACUGCACGAAUUGGCAUCUGACUUUGCCCGUCGCCAAAAGAUGUUUACGCUGAAAGCAGCUACGGAAACGCUUUUGCUGUUUGCGCGUCACUUUCAAAAGGAGCGACUUCAUCAUGGUCUCUAUGGACUCUACCCCAAGCACAAGGACUACUGUUGGCCACUGGUUAUGUGGUUUACCUGCUUUGGACACGUGGUGCUGGCGGCCGCUAUUUGCAGCUAUCAAGAAUUACUGGCAGAUCAAAUCAGCGACAUUGUCUUUGGCUCCAUUGUGGAGACCUAUGCACCCUGGCUAAUCCCCUACACUGAGCAAACCGACCAGGCGGCAGGCGCUGCCGCACACUGGAUACGCCAGCUUAGCCCUGAUCAGGGCAAGAUAUUGCUUCCUUGGAGUGAACCGCAUGUGGACACCAGCAAACUGAUGAUCAGAUCUUUUAUAUGCAAUGUUUUACAGGUGGUGCAGUAUCUGCCCGCCUCCAACAAGAUUUUGGAGCACAUGUUCGCUUGGUAUGUGCAUCACUUUGCACAGCUCAACGUGGCUAGCCAUGUAUUGGCACCCAUUCACGACGGUCUGGCACAGUUGCCCUGGGAUCGAUUCCUGCCACCCGCCCAACAUAUUGAACUGCUCUAUGAGAGCUUGCAACGCUUCAUACCAGAGUCGCAUGCUAUGCUAGGUCACAUAUUUAUAAGGAUAGAUUGGAACACCUGGUUUUCGCACACGUCGCAACCGUUGACUCUCCUCUCGCACCUUUUUGUCAUCUUUAUCAAAAUGGCACUCGAGCCGAACAUUCACAUGCAUCCCAAUACAAGCAAGAUACUCGAAGACGCUAUCAACCAACCGUGGCAUCUUGUCGAAUACAGUGAGCUGGAACAGUUGCUCAAGUGGUUUGUGGCUCACGUUGACCCGGCCAUUGCUCUGAAGCUGCCUGCCGAAAGCAACUACGCUGAUCGCGCAGUGCUAGAACUUAUUCACGCAGCCUGCGCAAUGUUGCCAGAGAGCGACGUACAGGGUACUCUGGUGCAGGCCACGGCCAAGCGAAUGAUGUACACACGCUCCAUGGUCAGUAUGCACCGUGCCUGUGCGAUCAAACACAAGAAGCUGCUGGCCACCAAGGAGGGUGAACGUGCCUUUGCCGCAGCUUUUGAAAAGCUCUUGGAUUCCAUUGACGUAGUCAUUACCAGCAGCAGUCAGCGACGAACGCCGGAAGAGCAGCGACGCGAAGCACUCAAUCUGAUGCUUGAGCUUGUGGCACCCACGCAGACGCAAAGCGAGGAGGUAUCUAACCUCCACAUUGAAACUUUGGUACGAUGGCAACAUCGAUGUCCUCCAGCCAAUCCGGUCAUGUGCGCAGCUCUACCCGCCAUUGGCCAUCUAAAUACAUAUAUUUCUUGUAUCUAUACGCUUCUGGAGUCUAGCAUAGAAUGCUAUUUCCGCAGAUCGACAGAGCUAGCCGCUUGGCACUCACCUAGCUGGCAGGGUCUUUUCGAUGCGCUGCAAAUGUCGCUUCCCAAGCUGGAAUUGAUGCCUGUCAUGCGCGGCGGUUAUUUCUUUUCAUUGCACAUUUUUGUGCUCUACAAACUGGAGGAGAUUGAAACGGUUGGCGAAAAGGUCACCUUUCUGCAGGACCUGACGCAAUUGCUCGAAAAUCUGAAGACGAAUCCGCAGACUGAACCGCGCAUGGCGCUUGUCUGGGGUUUAAUCAUAUCACGUGGUUGUAAGCUACUUCAGGACUCGGAGCACAUUAAGAAACCGCUCUACAUGCUCGCGCGCCAGUUGCAGAUAGCCUCCACCAAAGCUGAGGGCUGGAGCGAUGGACUGCUGGGCGUGAUAGGCCUGAAAUCUGAAAACAUAACCAAUAAGCGCAAAGUGCUGACACGUUGUCUGGCAUGCAUUAUCUAUUCUCUCUUUCCGGCUAGUCGUGACCUGCGACUGCCGUGCGAGGAGUAUGAGAGCGCCAUGCGGGAGCUGGCCAUGCUGUUGGCCAAUAAAAAAUUCGUGGACGUUAAGCCGCUGGUCGUCAGGGCCAUAAGCAUUCUGAAAGAGCAGCUUAUGCCCGAUCUGCGUUCUGUUCCCCAUUUGAUAUGCCGUCUUAUUGAUGUCUUUUAUGAGGAGAGCUAUCUAACGACCAUUCCGGAGGUAUGGGAUUGCGAUUACAAGCUAAAAGCAACAUAGUUAUAAUUGUGGCAGCCAAUUGUGUUACUUUUCUACAAUUUAUAGAUUUAUACAUACACAUUUA